AUGGCUUCUACCUCUGAUAAGAAAAUACUAACUGAUAACUAUCUUAAAUGGCAUGCUAAAUUGACUUUACCGGCUAUUUUAACAGAUAAAAAAAAUUAUUCUAGACUAUAUAAAAGAUAUAAAGAAGAGACUGGAGAAGAUCCUUGGCAAUAUAUUGAUUCUCCUGGAUCCUCCCAAAUCGAAGAUAGCAAAAAUGAAACAGAGGUAUUGGAACAGAAUCCCGGUAUAUCUUUGAGUCACAGUACUGAUUCUGAUGAUAUAUAUCGAUGCAAUACUUCAUUAUGUCCAUCAUCUGUUAAUAUACAAAAUAAAUCACAUUCCGAUAGUAGUGAUAUAUCUCGAGCUGAACUAGAUAGUAUAAUAAAAUCACAAUUAGCUUUAGUAUCAACUACUUCUAUUCAGUCUUCACAGCUCCAGAAAACACAAGCUUUACAGUCUCAGCAAAAGCAAACCGAUUUCAGUGACUAUCUUAGAGUACUAGAUAAAUAUAUAUCAGAAAGACUACCAGAUGG
Racocetra persica is the source of this 512-nucleotide messenger RNA. The record is from the annotation of a GenBank genome assembly. Lineage: Eukaryota; Fungi; Glomeromycota; Glomeromycetes; Diversisporales; Gigasporaceae.